GCCUCCAGCCCGCCCCCGGCUCGCCUCGCCUUUUUCUCGGCUCUCCUUUCCCGGUGACGCCGCGGCGGCCCCAGCAACCAGCCCUUGCACACCCCAGCGCGCGCCCCAAACCGCCGCCCCACUGAGCCCCCGGUGCCGAAGAUGGCGGCUCUCAAAUUGCUCUCCUCCGUGCAAAGGCUCGGCGUCUCCACCCGCAGCUCCCCGAGCGUCUGGUCCAAGGGGUGUGCUUGCUACUUUUCGGUCAGUACUCGUCACCAUACCAAAUUUUAUGAAGAUCCAGUUGAAGCUGUGAAAGACAUCCCCAGUGGCGCCACAGUGCUGGUUGGUGGUUUUGGGCUUUGUGGAAUUCCCGAGAAUCUUAUAGGAGCUUUGCUAAAGACUGGAAUCAAAGAAAUAACUGCAGUCAGCAACAAUGCAGGGGUUGACAACUUUGGUUUGGGCCUUCUACUUCACUCUAAGCAGAUAAAACGUAUGAUUUCUUCAUAUGUGGGAGAAAAUGCAGAAUUUGAACGACAGUAUUUAUGUGGUGAAUUAGAAGUAGAGCUGGUACCUCAGGGCACACUUGCAGAAAGGAUUCGUGCAGGUGGGGCUGGAGUUCCUGCAUUCUAUACCAGCACAGGGUAUGGGACCCUGGUACAAGAAGGAGGAGCCCCCAUCAAGUACAACACAGAUGGCACUGUUGCCAUUGCCAGUCAGCCCAGGGAGGUAAGGGAGUUUAAAGGCCAGCACUUUAUUUUGGAAGAAGCCAUUACAGGAGAUUUUGCUUUAGUGAAAGCCUGGAAAGCAGACCAAGCAGGAAAUGUGAUUUUCAGGAAAACCGCAAGGAAUUUCAACUUGCCCAUGUGCAAAGCUGCGCGAACCACUGUGGUAGAGGUUGAAGAAAUUGUAGAUGUUGGAUCAUUUGCUGCAGAAGAUAUACAUGUUCCUAAAAUUUAUGUGCAUCGCCUUAUAAAGGGAGAAAAAUAUGAAAAGCGAAUUGAACGUUUAUCCAUCCGAAAGGAGGGAGAGGGGCAACCCAAAUCCGGGAAAGAUGCAGCUAAUGUGAGGGAACGCAUCAUCAGGCGGGCUGCUCUUGAAUUUGAAGAUGGCAUGUAUGCUAAUUUGGGCAUAGGAAUACCACUUCUGGCCAGUAACUUUAUCAGCCCAGAUAUGACUGUUCAUCUUCAAAGUGAAAAUGGUGUUCUGGGUUUGGGUCCAUAUCCGCUGAAAGACGAAGUUGAUGCAGAUCUAAUCAAUGCAGGCAAGGAAACAGUUACUGUUCUUCCAGGAGCUUCUUUUUUCUCCAGCGAUGAAUCAUUCGCAAUGAUUAGAGGGGGACAUGUCAAUCUAACAAUGCUAGGAGCCAUGCAGGUUUCCAAAUAUGGUGACCUGGCUAACUGGAUGAUACCUGGCAAGAUGGUGAAAGGAAUGGGAGGUGCCAUGGAUUUAGUAUCCAGUGCCAAAACCAAAGUGGUGGUCACUAUGGAGCAUUCGGCAAAGGGAAAUGCACAUAAAAUCAUGGAGAAAUGUACAUUACCGCUAACUGGAAAGCAGUGUGUUGACAGAAUUAUUACAGAAAAGGCUGUAUUUGACGUGGAUAAGAAGAAGGGGCUGACCCUGAUUGAGCUCUGGGAAGACCUGACAGUGGAUGACAUAAAGAAGACCACUGGGUGUGAUUUUGCAGUCUCACCCAAGCUCAUGCCAAUGCAGCAGAUCAAAACUUGAUGUGAAAUAGAUAUUUGUCCUAGGCUGCUGUUUUCAAUGCAUAGGAUUUAUUUGAAAUAUCAUCAGUAAUCACCAUUGUAUAUUAACAAGCAUUUUGGACUAGUUUUCUUCUAGUGUUUCAGGAUUUAUGCAUCCAUAUAGACAUUGUUCUCUCAAUUUUGCUAUGAUAUUUUAAUGGAAAACAAAACGGCAAACACUUUACAGUUACCUUACUUGUUUCAUAAGUGCCAAGAAGUUUGUCUUUGCCAUUGGUGCUCGCAUGGGAUGUAUCUUCAAAUUUUCGUAAAGCAUGAUAAAUUAUGUGCAGUAUUCUCCAAAAUGAGCCCCAAGAAGUUUCAUUCAUGUGCUUUUCCUUAUCACUAAACUAUUGAAUGUAGUGGUUCUGAAAAAAAAAAAAGGGAUAUUUAUACGAAUUUGUGAUUAGGAGUUCUCUCAUACUGUUUGUUUUUCCUUCACUCUCUUCUGACUUUAGUGGAGGGGGUCUUUGAUUAUGUGGUUACAUUUUGCCUCUCUAGUGCAUCCUGCCUCCUCCUAGUGCUUCCUGUAGCUAAAUAGAUACCCCCAAAAAGGCAAGAAGAAAUAUCUUUGAGGAGAGAGAAGAAAUGACGAGUUUGUGAAAGAGACCAAAAGUUAUAGCAUCCGUUCAUGCUGACAGCUCACCAUAAAGUUGCCUUUAUAGACAGCCAGCCACCUUUCUAUGCUUUUCCCAAUCCGAGACUAAUUCCACGAAGAGGGCUAGAAAAUAUUGACCCAUUUGUAUAGUUUGUCCAUUUAAAAACAGAGCAAUAUUCCUUUGUAUAUGGAAGGAUCCUAAGGGUUAUUACCAUUAUCAAGCUACCUGUACAUUACUUCCUCUGAUGACAAGGAUUGUGGGUAAUUUAUCAUGAAUUUGUAAUCACAAUGACAGUAGAAUGUUAAAAAAAAAAACACCAGAAAGAUACAUUUUAGACUCUCAAUUCUUCUCAGAAAAGAUUCUAGAUACCGAAUAGCUUUCUACAGAAAGUCUUCCAUUUAGUCUGCAUCUAAUACUUAGCAAAGUAAUAUUAAUUCAGUCUUAUCCAGGUAGGGGAAAUAAUGAUGUACAUAUCCCAGUUUUGGAGAGUUAGUGAACAGUUAGUGUGAGUCACCAUGGUCUAUAAGGGUUACAAUUUCUGCUUUAUCCUUAGAGGUAUCUUCAAUACCAAACAUUUCCCACAGAGGAGUUGUUUCAAGAGUAUCCUAAGUAUUUCGUAAGUGCAGGUUUAGGUACCUCAAAACCAGUCUGGACAGCUGGCUGCUGUACAGAGGUAAUAGUGCUGUACAAUAUAUCAUUCUUCUGGCACUAAUUAUAGGAACUUUUGUUUUGUUUUAAAUGAGGUGGUCAUUCAUGCUCACUGCUGUUCAAAUACAGUGAUAGCCAUAACAUGUACAAUGUUGGAGGAAGAAGUUGGGCAUUUUCUGAGUAACAUAUUCUACAUGGAAAAGAGAAUUUGAGGUUGGCUGCAUUGUUGAAAGCAUAUUGCUGGUGAUAAGAGCCCUUCUUAGACUGUCCAAAGUCCAUGAGAGUAAUAUAUGUCUAUAUUGGAAUUGUGAUUUGGAAUAAAAUUGUAUUAUUCACAGUUAUUAUAUAUUCAAAGUACUUGCUUAUCAUUCCAGUCUGCUACUUCGAUGUUAGAUAAAGCUGAUCUAAACAUUGGCAAAACCUAAGUAGAAGACUUGAUAUUCUUGGUCAAAGAUUUACAUGACAUUAAGAAAUUUAAUAAAGAUUCCAGCUCAUAGAGA
Molecule: messenger RNA, 3465 nt
Organism: Perognathus longimembris pacificus (Pacific pocket mouse)
Lineage: Eukaryota; Metazoa; Chordata; Mammalia; Rodentia; Heteromyidae
Gene: Oxct1
Product: 3-oxoacid CoA-transferase 1
Exons: 17
Coding region: 142-1704 (520 amino acids)
Biological process (GO): ketone body catabolic process
Cellular component (GO): mitochondrion
Molecular function (GO): succinyl-CoA:3-oxo-acid CoA-transferase activity
Source: RefSeq, a predicted model, not a curated record